AUGCGCGGGUUCAUCAUCUUGCUGGCUAUCCAGGUCACUGUUACUAUACUUGCCCAUGGUACUGGUGCUGUCGACAUCGAAACGCUCGCAACCACUCGAUCUGGGAUUGUCCAAGAUCCUGCUGUUGCUGGCCAUGUCACCAACAACGUCCAGCGGCUACUGAGAAAGCAUGAGGAUGUCAAUGAUGGCACCGAACAUGAUAAAAAGUCAACUAACGAAGAGAGAGAUGUUUCAACAGCUGUUAAAGCAUUUGCUGAGAAGCUAAAAAGUAUCUGGACCGUCGGGAAGGUUGCUGACGCAAUGGACGGUAUACCCACGCUCCAACGAUUGGGGCAAGCAGACCACAUCGACGAAUUAAUUAAAGCAAUGCUCGCUGGAAAAAACGCUGAUGAUGUUUCCAAAGACAUGAUGGCACGGACGAUGACGAUUUUCCAAAUGAUGGAUGAGCGGAGAUUCACUCCCAGCAAAGUGAAAAUGUACAUCGCGGAAAAGAAGGUGGUCUUGACGCCGGAAGAUGCCCAUUACUUUACGCCCUUAUUCUCUGCGUAUUGGAAGGCAGCCCACGUCGGGAAAAAGCUGGAAUGA
This is a messenger RNA of Phytophthora infestans T30-4, 585 nucleotides long. RefSeq names its product secreted RxLR effector peptide protein, putative. The record is from RefSeq and is a predicted model, not a curated record. The transcript has a single exon. Bases 1 to 585 code for a protein of 194 amino acids. Lineage: Eukaryota; Oomycota; Peronosporomycetes; Peronosporales; Peronosporaceae.